This is a messenger RNA of Rubroshorea leprosula, 491 nucleotides long. The record is from the annotation of a GenBank genome assembly. Lineage: Eukaryota; Viridiplantae; Streptophyta; Magnoliopsida; Malvales; Dipterocarpaceae.
GCCCAUUGUGAUUCUUGCAUUCACAAACUAUAGGAAGAAGGUGAAAGCCUAGCAUCUCAAGAUGGAUGUGACGAGCCUUACCUUUGGGGAUCAAGAAGGAGAAGUGGAGAAGAAUGGCAACAGCAAAACAAUUGACUUCCAUGUUGAAGUCAAACCAAAGUGGGACCAUGACAAUGAGGGCCGCACCAUUUUCCCUCCCAACUUCAACUUUGAGUUUGUCAUAGUGGGCGAGGAAGAAGUAGAGAGGGGUGAUGAAGUCGAGGUGGCAGACAACAUGGAGGAAUAAGAGGUGGACUAGUAACCUCCUCCAUCAGAGUAGCUAUCCUCAUACAAUAGUUUUCUUACUUUUGUUUGGAUACUUGAACAGUUUAUUUGAAGAAUUUGUUGCACAUUUUUAACAUUUAGAAUAUUGAUUGUUCACAUACGUUAAUUUGUUUUAUGGAUUUAUUGCUAUUUAUAUAAGUUUGUUAAAAUGAAUGUUGAACUAAGAU